AUGUCCUCCCCUGCCGCCGAUUUGGCAGCAACCGCCGCCUCAUCGCCAUCGACCUCCGUUGCCGCCUCCCCCACCAUCGACGACAAGCGUCCUUCUGACGCCAUUGCAGACCCCGUUGCCUCCAAGGCGACUGUUAAUUCCUUCCCGGUCUUUGAGGAUUUUCCUCCAGAGGCCGCCACCACCACACCGACCUCUCCUUCCCCUCCUGCGUUCGUCCCCUCCCACCGCCGCCGCCGGUCACGAAGAGUGACUGAGCACGACCUGCGUGCCUUCAAAGGCCUCCCCAAUCGCAAGGUCUUCGACUACGUCGAUCUCGUCAAAUCCCUCCGAACUCCACCAUCCCCUGGAAAACUCCCAGUGGCACCAGCAAUUCAAGUCCCCGUUCCCGGCCCAGCGCGCCUGAAGAGGUCCGCUGGUCCUGAUGAAUGGCUCGAAGCAGCAAAGAACUGCAAAUAUCUCUCAGAAUACCACAUGAAACAACUCUGCGAAAUUGUCAAAGAAUUCAUGAUGGAAGAAUCAAACAUCCAACCAGUCUCAACUCCAGUUACAAUCGCAGGCGAUAUCCAUGGCCAGUUCUACGAUCUUUUGGAGUUGUUUCGAGUUGCUGGAGGCAUGCCGAAUGAAACCGCACCAGAAGCACCCGUCACACCCGCCAACAUCAUCACAUCCGCAGACAUUGAACCUCCGUCGACAAUCACGAACCCCAAGCUCAAGAAGAAGUUAAAACUUGGUGGUUCAGAACAUCCAGAUAGCACGAGUGAGAAGAGUGAGAUCAGUGAUGCAGAAGAAGUGCCUUCUUCACAACAAUCAGAACUCGGAGAUCAAAGAUCGGAAUCUGGCAAUGUCAUCUCCAACAAACAAAAUGCAAACUUUAUCUUCCUCGGAGACUAUGUUGACCGUGGAUACUUCUCCCUUGAAGCCCUCACUCUCCUGCUCUGUCUGAAAGCCAAAUACCCAGAAAAGAUCACGCUCGUUAGGGGUAACCAUGAGUCGAGGCAGAUCACCACCGUCUAUGGAUUUUAUGAAGAGUGUGUUCAAAAAUACGGAAACACAUCAGUCUGGAAAGCUUGUUGUCAAGUUUUCGACUUUAUGACACUUGGCGCAAUUGUGGAUGGCAAAGUACUAUGUGUACAUGGUGGUCUCUCUCCUGAGAUCCGAACCUUGGAUCAAGUCCGUGUUGUCGCUCGAGCUCAAGAAAUUCCUCAUGAAGGAGCAUUCUGUGAUCUGGUUUGGUCAGAUCCGGAGGACGUUGAGACUUGGGCCGUUUCACCACGAGGUGCUGGGUGGCUGUUUGGAGAUCGAGUCAGUCAGGAAUUUUGCCAUGUCAAUGGUCUGAACCUCAUUGCCAGAGCCCAUCAACUGGUUAAUGAGGGAUACAAGUAUCACUUCAAAAGCCAGGAUGUUGUGACGGUCUGGAGUGCGCCCAACUACUGCUACAGAUGUGGCAAUCUUGCUUCUGUCUGUGAAGUUGGAGAAGACAUGAAACCAAACUUCAAGCUAUUUAGUGCUGUGAAAGACGAAUUACGACACGUUCCACCGUCCAGAGGUGGUCGAAAUGAAUAUUUCCUUUAA
Molecule: messenger RNA, 1572 nt
Organism: Exophiala bonariae
Lineage: Eukaryota; Fungi; Ascomycota; Eurotiomycetes; Chaetothyriales; Herpotrichiellaceae
Exons: 3
Coding region: 1-1572 (523 amino acids)
Biological process (GO): G1/S transition of mitotic cell cycle
Cellular component (GO): cytoplasm
Molecular function (GO): protein serine/threonine phosphatase activity
Source: RefSeq, a predicted model, not a curated record